AAUCGAGUACACACGCAACUUUGUCGGGCUCGGGGUUGCGAAGCGUAAUACCGAGGAAUGGACAAGGCUGAAAACCUCUGGAGACUGAAGAGAACCCGCCAGCGGUAUGAAUCAAUCAGUGAAUCCCCACCUAAGAACCCGAAACGAGGAAGCGACGGGCGAGUGCUUUUUACCGGCGGAGGCAUCCAGGAGAUGAUGCAGGCGACUUUGUCCGAGAUUACUAAUACCGUGGCAACCGUGAAGGAACAAUUACCACGAGAGUAUGCACAUCAGCCUCUCGAGUGGUUGACCACUGAAUCACAGUCCGAAAGCAGAGAGGUCCGGCCUCACAGCUCACGGUCUACGAGGAGAAACCCUAACCCAUCGACAGUUAGCAAGAGUCCUGAUAAGGAUGACAACAAUGCAAAUACUCGGGCGGUACGAGAGGAAUCGACUGUGGCGUCCGGCUCAGAGUUGAAGCCCGUUGUCGUCAGUCAGAGUCGCCUGGCUACGGAGAACGGAAACGACGGUUCGGAAGAACAUUUUCCCCGCAAAAAUGGCGCUAAUGCAUUGGGGACACGUUCGCACAAGACAUCAGCGAAUGGGCAAAUGACUAUGCAAGAAGACUGCACAAGACCCCAUUCAGAUGAGCAGGUUGCCCCUUCGAGGAAAAGUUCUGGUGAACAAACCCGACUGAAAGAGCGCCUUCACCAUUUGCGUUCUCGAUGGCGAGCUGCGCAGCGAAUUCUGGACGAGAUUGGCGCUCGGUUAAACGGCGGGACUGCUGAUCCAAGUGAACAGAUAGAUAAUCCCGCCGUUCAAGCUUACAGAGAACAGCGUUGGGGUGAUGCGCAGCACAAAAAGAGGGCACUUUCCGAGUCUGCACCAUCCGUGCCUGCCCGGACUCGCGGACCACCGCGAUCACGCUCCAAGCCCGACAGCCCGGUGGAAGAAAAUCCUGGAACUCCUACACUCUUCGACGGGAUGUUCAAGAGGCCACAACCGGUGUCCAGGAGGCCUCGAGGAGCUCAGUCGCAGCGUCACGAUACAAGGACCAAGCCUCGGAGCUCUGUAGUCGCAACGAGCACUGCGGACACAUUGGAGCGUAUCUCGAGGGCUGGCAAGCAAUCGCCACCAGCACCGGUGACCUCCGUCUCGCACUACCUGACCGGGUUCUCAGAGUUUCUGCACGAGAAGGCCCCUUCCGUCUUUCCACAUUGGCGAAGCUUCGAGCGUCUCGUACUGGACGUUCGUCGAGCUAUCCACGAAAAGCCUGCGGCGGAGCUGGACUCGUGGUGUUCUCACAGCGAGCGACAGCCCUGCUGGCUCCUGUCCUUCGAGGACACGUUAGCCAGAUUUGUACUUUUAUACGACAUCGAGAUGGCGGUUAUUCAUCCUGGAUCUUUUUCGAUGCAUCACGUCGACAGAGAUUUUCUCAAGAGAGCCAAUGCAGAGGCAAUCCGUGACAGAGCGCGUGAAAUGGGCAUAGAGCCCGAGCAGUUCCUCUACGAGCGAGAAUGUCUUAUCACGUGGCUUCUGCGAGCGCACCGGUGCAUUCUACGAGUGCGUCUGGACCUCACCGAGGUGGCGCAGUCUCCUGGCGAGUUCUGUCGGGGAUAUCGCCUCCACAAAGACUACAAGAUUCUCGAACUGGGAGUCAGUGGGAAAACCCUGCUUAGAGGGCGCCACCUCUUUCUGUUUCUCGGUCACGUGACUCAGCUCACCGAACUGUCGCUCUUCGGACUGUACCUGACGCACCCAGACGACGAUUGCCGCCUCGCCGCGCUAGUCGCAAGCAACGUGUUCCUGAGGAAGCUCACGCUAAAGAUGUGCCAUAUCGCCGACAGAAACUUGGAAGGCCUUAUUGAUGCUGUUAAGGGUCUGCCGCUCCUCGAGUGCGUCUCCAUCUCUGUGCUCGAUCCCGAAUCGUGCUUCGAGCGAAGCCAGCAACUGUCCCAACUCCUGGUCGGACCCGGGUGUAGAAGUCUGCAACAGGCUCAUUUUGAUGUUCCAUGCGAUUUGGGACCGAUCUUGGAACGAUUGGGUGAAAAUGAACAAGUCGUCGAAGUCUAUAUCAAUCAGCAGCUUACUACUCCUUCGGAGCUCAUGAAACUCUGUGACCUAGUCAACGCAAACACUCAUCUUAAGCACCUUUCUCUACCUAUCAACAUGGACUCGACUCUUCCUAGACGCUAUUAUAAGUUCGUAUUAAGCAAGUUUGUAGAAAAAGCCCGAAUGGAAGUAUUAAAUCUGCAGAAUUCGUUCAUCACAACACGAGGCAUUAAAGCCAUAGCGGAAGGCCUGAAGAGAAAUGGCGCUAAGGAGGCUUCAGAACCCACUUCGGCAAUACAGACCACUGAAAGCGACGUUGGUCGACAGCGGUAUCUUAAGGCACUAUAUAUCAGAGGCGACCUUACUUGCGAGCACCUUGGUAUUCUUGUGGACGCACUGGACGCCAACAGGACCCUCGAAGUUCUUGAUGUUGGUCGAGUACUGCCUUCGCCAUCAAUGAGUCACGCCGACGUGACGAGGAAGAUUGUCGACCAAGCCUUUCGACAGGGUCAGUGCUCGACGAGAUCCCAGAGAAGCCCCGUCGCCACAGUACGCGUUAACAAAGUGUACUUCGGCGAAGACUUACAUCUUCUUAUCAUUGCCGUCCGCAACGAUGUGACAUUCCACAAGUUGAAUCUCUUGUUUGGCGAUUCUCCUACAGAAAUGCUCAAAAGUCACUCGUUUGACUUCAGCCAGCUUCUAGCACUGUUACCCUUCUUCGCAGUAGCAGAGACGCUGGAGACAUUGGAAAUUCAAGUGUCUGUGCCCGGGACAUAUGACGUCGCUUUUAUGGGGGUCUCUCUUCUCGCCGCCACGAGCAACAGCCUGACUGAACUCAACGUAACUUUGGCGGACUCAUGCUGCGAGUUCGUCUCCAUCCUGUUGCUCCACGGGCUUGCCUCCAGUAUCUCGAUUCGCUCGCUCACCAUGAGUGGAUGGUCACUGAAGCGUCCGGUGCCGUUCUGGUUCUUCCGCUUCUGCCGCAUGAACGAAAGCCUGCGUAAGCUUCACAUUCAUAUCACCAACCUGGAAGCCGACGACAACACCACAUUCUACGAAGACCUGCCCGACGCUCUCGCGAAGUGCCGCUGGCUCGUGGAUUUCAGGCUCACGUGCGGCAAGUUGCGUGAGCCAAUAUUCAUUCCCGAAGUGCUAUCCAUUAUUCGCAGAAACAAGCGAGUACAAAAAUGGCCAGUUAAACUGGUCGCGACCGCUGAAGGCGACCCACAAAAAGUCGUGAAGCAUUUCGACAAAAAUCUCACACUCGACAAGAGCGUCAGACUCCGGCGUUCCAUGGAUGUUCCUGAUUUCAAGCAACACGUUUUCGAACGUUUCAUGUAUUCCACGGAUGUGAUUGACCGAGCUAUAGAAACGAUCAAAAAUUUGGUUUCUAGUACUUUGGGCCAUCGGGCGAAAGUUCACCGCAGGGCCACUACACCGGGUCCUGGUUCGAAUGUCAGGGACGAAGCCCGGACUGGCCUCAUGGACGAAGCCACUCAGGAACGCCUUUUCAGAAACUUGCACGUUCGUGACCUUCGUGGUGUGAAUUUUGAUUUGAAUGUCGAUCAUUACAUGAUGCGAAUUUCAAUGGUGAGUCACAUGAUGAGAACGGUUUACAACGAACAGCAGAAACGCUACGAAGACACGCUAGGCAAGCUCCAUCAAUGA
Rhipicephalus microplus (southern cattle tick) is the source of this 3699-nucleotide messenger RNA. RefSeq lists its product as uncharacterized. The record is from RefSeq and is a predicted model, not a curated record. NCBI's taxonomy places the organism in Eukaryota, Metazoa, Arthropoda, Arachnida, Ixodida, Ixodidae.